Molecule: messenger RNA, 1674 nt
Organism: Anolis sagrei ordinatus
Lineage: Eukaryota; Metazoa; Chordata; Lepidosauria; Squamata; Anolidae
Source: RefSeq, a predicted model, not a curated record
AGCUUCACGGGCACCAUGUGGCAGGCGCUGGCCUCGGACCCCCCGCUGACCUCUCAGGUGCUGGAGCUGCUGCUGGAGAAGAUCCACCGGGACGUCCCGUACAAGGAGAACAAGUCCUUCCUGCGCGGAAGCACCCCCGAGCGCGUGGCCACCCCCUUCCCGCUGGCCGCCACCUGCGCUCUGCACGAGAUCCUCUCCGUCCGAGAGUCCGGCCCGGCCGUGCUGGGCCUCUACGCGGAGCUCUUCGUGUCCCUCCUGCUCCGGGUCAGCUGCACGGUGGGCGUCCACCCGCCACGGAACCUGCCGCACAAGGACCGCAAGAGCCUCGGAGGCAAAGGCGGAGGGCAGGCCCCUCGCGCGCUGGACCCCUGCAGAUGUUUUCUUAAUAUCUCUCUUUGCCCCCAAUAUGACAGCGCCAUAGCAAAGCAUGCGGGGCCCAAGCUGCCCUUGAUCGUGAAGCACCUCUCCCCGAUGCUCAACAGUCUCUACGACAGCCAGCGGCUGACCACCACUGCCUUCUUCGCAGAGCUUCUGGGCAGCAACGUGGUCAAUGACCUGGUCCUCUUGGAGUCCAUGAUGGACAGCAUGACCACCCGGCAGAGGGACUCCUGCAACGCCGUCCGCAUGCUAGCCCUCCGGGGCCUGGGCAACAUCGCCUCGGGAGCACCGGAGAAGGUGCGGAAGCACGGGGCCCAGCUCCUGGCCUCCAUGAUGAACGGCAUGGACGACAAGGAGGACCCGCACCACUCGGUGGCCCUGGAGGCCAUGUCCAGCCUCUCCAAGCUGCUGGCCCUCAUGGAGGAGAGGGACGUCCGCUCCAUGCUGCUCCACGUCGCCAUACGCAUACGGCCCUUUUUCGACAGCGAGAGGCCUGAGCUGCGCCGCUCGUCGGUGGUCCUCUUUGGGAACCUGACCAAGUUCAGUGCCGGGAGCAGCGAGGACGCCUUCUUCGAGCAGAUCCUCAACGGCCUGGUGACGCUUCUCCUCCACCUGCAGGACCCCAAGCCUGAGGUCAUCAAGGCCUGCAAGUUUGCGCUGCGCAUGUGCGGCCCCAGCAUGGGCUGCCCGGGCCUCUGUGACAUGUUCCAGAACCACCUCCACGAGGACCGUGGCCUCCAUUACGGCGAGUUCAUGAACGACGUCUGCAAGCACCUGAUGCAGAGCUACCCGGACACGCUGACCCGCCUGGUGGCCACCAACCUCUUCUACUUCAAGAGCAACUGGGCCGACAUCCGAGCAGCUGCCCCCAUGUUUGUAGGCUUUCUUGUCCUCCACGUCGACCAAGACCAUGGCCAGCAGCUGGACCUGGACGAGCUCAUUGCAGCGCUGACCGUUCUGCUGAAGGACCCUGUGGCCGCCGUGCGCAUGAAAGCGGCCGAGACGUUGGGCCGCCUGGUCAAGAUCGUUUGAGGGAGGGUCGCCUUCCUCUUCCCCCUCCGAGGGACCCAAGCGAGACACGGCUGUGAAGCCUGAAGGGACGGGACCCUCACUUUCCCCCCACGUCUUCCAGAACGACACAAUUGCACCUUGACCAACAUCCCCAUCGCCCAAAGGGAAGGAAGGCCAGUGGCCUGAGGACCCCCUCCACCCCCCAUUUUGGUAGUCUUCCAACGCACCUUUGGAUGGUGUGGGAGCCCCUCGGCAGAGCGAUGGACGCUUCUAGGGCUGCUCUCU